UUUUUUUUAGGGAAACCUUACCCCUCUGCAUUUCUGCAGUUGCCUCUAGAACUUUCCAACAGCUCUGUGCUCUCCAUUUUCUUGUUUUUCGAUUAAUUUGAACAGAUCGCACCAUGCAAUCAAAUAGUCCCUCUUCCUUAAUUGGAGAAUAAUUAAAUAAAAGGGUUUCUUUAGGGUUUUACUCCCAACCCCGUUUCACCUCCUGUUCUUCUCUCUCCUCUUCGUACAGUUGCAGAGCAAAUCAAUGGUCAGGUCCCACGGCCUCCGCCUCGCUCGCCGCUCCCUCGCCUCGUAUCUCCUCCACACUUCCGAUUCAGCCCUACUGUGCAAUUACUUCGUGCGUGGGGGCGGGAGGAGCUUCAGUACCUAUCUGUUUAAUCAAUCCAGGUGCCCUCCAAAUUCCAGAUAUGGACAAGUUGGUCUUGAGAAGUAUUUGUUGAAGAUACCAUCUUUCAAUGAUAAUUUGCGCGGAGCACGAUCGAUCCAUGGCACUGCACAUUUGUCAAGAGAUUUUUAUGAUGUUCUGGGUGUCAAUAAAAAUGCAACGGCAUCGGAAAUAAAGAAAGCUUACUAUGGACUUGCAAAGAAAUUGCAUCCUGAUACAAAUAAAGAUGACCCAGAAGCUGAAAGAAAAUUUCAAGAAGUUCAGAAGGCUUAUGAGGUCUUGAAGGAUGAUGAAAAGCGCCAACAAUAUGAUCAGAUUUUCAACAUCUUCAGAGGAGUAGGUGGAGAAGAUGUUAAGGUAUCACUGGAACUAUCGUUUAUGGAAGCUGUCCAGGGAUGCACCAAGACACUUAGCAUCCUGACUGAUUUGGCUUGUGAUACUUGUGGCGGAACUGGAGUUCCUCCUGGAACAAGACCUGAAACAUGCAAACGAUGCAAAGGCUCUGGCAUGAGCUUCUGCAAGUCUUGCAAGGGAAAACGGGUCGUGAGAGGUGCAAAAACUGUAAAGCUAAAUGUGAUGGCAGGAGUGGACAAUAAUGAAAUUAUUAAGAUUCCUAGAAGUGGAGGGGCAGAUCCUGAUGGAAAUCAGCCUGGUGAUCUUAUUGUUUUAAUUAAGGUCAGAGAAGAUCCAGUGUUCCGUAGAGAAGGGCCUAAUAUCCACGUAGAUGCAUUUUUGAGCAUCACUCAGGCAAUUUUGGGAGGAACGAUACAGGUUCCCACUCUGACAGGCGAUGUUGUUGUUAAGGUUCGGCCUGGAACUCAACCUGGCCAAAAGGUUGUUUUGAGGAAAAAGGGAAUUAAAGUGAAAAACACUAUUUCAUUUGGGGAUCAGUAUGUGCACUUCAAUGUCAGCAUCCCAACGGUUGAUUUCAAUUUCACCAAAACCAAGUGGCUUGACAAUAUUUUGAUCCCAGGCACCCUUUAA
Messenger RNA from Striga asiatica, 1369 nucleotides. The record is from the annotation of a GenBank genome assembly. NCBI's taxonomy places the organism in Eukaryota, Viridiplantae, Streptophyta, Magnoliopsida, Lamiales, Orobanchaceae.